This is a messenger RNA of Argentina anserina (silverweed cinquefoil), 1337 nucleotides long. RefSeq names its product LOB domain-containing protein 38-like. The transcript has 2 exons. Gene Ontology annotation, biological process: regulation of gene expression. The coding region runs from base 231 to 986 and encodes 251 amino acids. The record is from RefSeq and is a predicted model, not a curated record. NCBI's taxonomy places the organism in Eukaryota, Viridiplantae, Streptophyta, Magnoliopsida, Rosales, Rosaceae.
CACCUUCCCUAUUUAUCUUUGUUUCCAUUUAUAUACCACCUUCCUCCUCACCUUUGGGGCACCUUAGCUUCCCUCAGCUCUCUCUUUCUUUCCCUCAUUUCUUGACUCCUCAUCUUUCUUGUGCUCAAAGAAAUCCACAAUCCCAACCUCGUCUCUCUUUCUUUCAUGUAAUUCGAUUCUCUGGUCUCGAAUACUUUGAAACUUUAGCUGAAAUCAUCAUCAUCAUCAUCAUGAGCUGCAACGGCUGCCGAGUUCUCCGCAAGGGCUGCAGCGAGUCCUGCAUCUUACGUCCUUGCCUCCAGUGGAUCGAGACCCCAGAAGCUCAGGGACACGCCACCGUCUUCGUCGCCAAGUUCUUCGGCCGCGCCGGCCUCAUGUCCUUCAUCUCCGCCGUCCCUGAGUCCCAGCGACCCGUUCUGUUUCAAUCUCUAUUGUUCGAGGCUUGCGGUCGUACGAUCAACCCGGUCAACGGCGCGGUGGGGCUGCUUUGGACAGGGAACUGGCAGGUCUGCCAGGCCGCGGUGGAGACUGUUCUUCGCGGCGGGACUCUGCGGCCGAUUCCCGAGCUGGUUUCGGGUUCCGAGUCUGGUUUGACACCCGACGAGGCUUCCGAGGCUGGCGGGACCGUGUGUACAGACAUGUGGAGGUUCCGAGAUCCGACUCACAGCUCGGGCUGUUCUUCCCGGUUCACCAGCUCACGUUCUAAGGCCGCGUCUUGUUCUCCGACGACGAAGCGGAAGAGACCGGACGACGAGUCAUUCAAGGUGCAGCAUGCGGAUCUGGACCUCCGGUUGACUCCAACCCUCGCUUUCAGACCGAAGCCUAAACACGAGAGCCGACGACCCGGCUCGCCGUCUAUGAACUCUGAGGAGUCGGUGGUCACCACGUGCUUUGAGUCUUCUGGGUUUGCGGAGCAGUACCCGAACCCGAACCCGAACGGAGGAGUACUUGGGUCCGAGAUAAAGCUACUCAACCUGUUUCCUUGAAGCCCUUAAAGAAAAAUGGUUUAUUUGUUUCUUUCUUUUUUGUGAAUCUGACCUUCUCGUAGUGAUCAAUCCCAUGCAAUAUCCUCUUUCUUUCUUUUUCUGGGUUCUUUUUUUCAUCUUUACCGGACUCCAUAUCCGGCGAGUUUUGCUUAGUUGGCCGACGGCACAGGAUUUCUCUCUUUCUUCUUGAAGUUAUUAGGGAUCAAAGAGAGGAAGAUGAAGAGCUUCGUCGGUGGUUCUUUUGUUUACCUUCUAGCUUGUCUAUGAAUGAGUAGUAGAACGACCUUGUUUUUCUUGUGUGACAUGAAUAAUAGUAACUGCUAAUUAAUUUUGUCUUCCAUUCAGAGAAAA